AUGGUUCUCGGCGUGGCCAUGAUGGCGGCGAUGCUGCCGACCAUGAUUGGCCUGAAUGAAGCUACCCAAGGGAGCCGAGACCAGGAGGAGAACCGGCGCAAAACCGCCCGCAAGCAGCGUACCCAUUUAGUGGCCACAUGCUCCCUCAGUCAAGGCACGCCAGAGACGCGUCGACAGAUCCAAAAUGCCCAGAUCCAAGUGGGUCUGGAUGGUAAGCUCUACAUUACGAAAAACCCAAGCAGCUCGAUGGUCCCCUUCAAUGGCGGCUUUUAUACACACCCCGACUUCCCACCGGGCAACACGGCGGGCUUGGUAACCAUCAGUGGUGAAGAAGCCCCGACGCUCCGAUGGGUGUUUUUGGAUGCGGAAACCCACGAGAUGCGGUGGGGCGGGCGGCCCGAUUCCGAAGGUCACAUCUGUGGGCCCUUCGAUUGGACGAGCGAUGAACAGUUCGUGACGCUGGAAGGCUGGGAAGGGUGGCUGGCUGUGCGGCUGCCGGAAGACGACGCGCAGGAUGUGAUCCACCAGGAGCUUGGGAUCGUCGAGGGCCGCGAGGUGUGGCGAUUGUACUUUGACCGGAACGACAAUGGGGCUGAUCUGCCCCCAGGUUCAAAAGGACUAGAGAUCCAGCUAAAACGAACUACUGCCGAGUCAUGA
This is a messenger RNA of Penicillium chermesinum, 657 nucleotides long. RefSeq lists its product as uncharacterized. NCBI's taxonomy places the organism in Eukaryota, Fungi, Ascomycota, Eurotiomycetes, Eurotiales, Aspergillaceae. Bases 1 to 657 code for a protein of 218 amino acids. The record is from RefSeq and is a predicted model, not a curated record. The transcript is spliced from 2 exons.